AUGGAGAAAAGACCUGUUGUUAUGCAUCCUUGUAAGUUUAAAAUCCAUCUCUUUUACUUGUUAGGCAAUGUCUUGAUGACAUUAGCACAAAUAGAAAAAACUAAUGUAUUCUAUAUUCAUAGUCUCCUAAUAUAUCUUUUUAUGUGAUUCAUGAUUACUAUAUACACCCUUUAACUGCAGAUGGGAUGGCAUUUCGAAACAAUUACAAGUCAUGGCUUGGGAAAAGUCAAAAUGAGACAACAGAGAUUUUGGAAUCAUUUGCCAAUACAUGCAGAAACAGGAAGGUGAUAUGAAACAAUCUUUACAAACACUUCAGAUUGCUGAUAUUGCUCCACAUGUAUUCAAAUAACAGUUACAGAAGCUUUGAGAGGGCUAUCCAUAAGUCUGCCAUCAAUUCCUUACAAAUUGACUACAGCAAGUACUUCUCGAUAGUUGAGUUUCCAAAUAACUUGUAAGUUGCUGUUUUAAAUUUUCAUAUGUCUUUUGUUUUUUUUUUUUCAUAUUGUUGGUAUAGAAAGAAUUUUUUAAUGUAACAGACUGUACCCUUUAAAAAGGGUACAGAAAGGAUUUACAAGCAAGCAGUAACAACAGAACCUGAAUGUUUCAGUAAAAGAAUUUUUCAUUUAGCUUUAAAAUUUGACAGGUUCUAAUUCUUGCUGAUUUAUUGGAUUGUUCUUAAUAUUCAGAAAUACGUUGCUGUGGAAAGAAAUCUCAUAUUUAACUGAAAAUGCUGCAAAAAUUAACACCCUUAGUCCCAGAAAGAAACUCUCAGUGAUGGGGCAAGGAGUAGGACUAGGACUAUUGUUUUUUUUUUAAAUGUCAUUUGAUUCUUUUAAGGGAGGGGGGGGUAGAGUAAGUCUCUUUGGGCAGUGAAGUAUAUCUGGCUAAUAUUUCAUUCAGUUAAAUGUGUCUGUGAUCAACUCCUCAUCAAAUCCUUCAACUAAAGUCAUAGACUCUUUUUCUCAUACUUUAAGAAAUAUUUAUACUUUUAUACUUAUGCCCUAGCUUUAUUUGUUUGUUUCCUAAUCAUAGUUUGCUCUCUGUUUGUAGUAUAACUUCAAGCUGAUUUCAGAAAUUGGCAAAGCUGGAGAGGUUAUUUGUCACACAGCCAAUAAAGAAAAUGCAAGCCACAUAGUGAUGGGAAGUCGAGGAUUGGGCACCGUGCGGCGGACACUGUUAGGAAGUGUUAGUGACUAUUGUCUUCAUCAUUCUCCUGUCCCUGUGUCAGUGGUGCCUCCCACAAGCAGCCCUUAAUAAUGCACUUAUUUAAAAAAAACUGUUAAGAUGUGUUUAAUAUUAUAAAGUGUUCAGGUUCAUAAGGGAACUUGUGUAGUGGAAUAUUAUUAUCUAAUCUAUGAGUGUGGCCCAUACACUGUAGUGGAAAAUGAACAUGGAAGACUCUAAAGUGGUUAGAACAUCAUUAGCACAGGAGCCGAACUAUGUUCUUGUCGCAUUUUGCCGUCACCCAUAACCUUUAACUGAACAUACGCAUGGCAAAAUGGAAUAUAUUGGUGCAGCGUUAAGCAUCAGAUGGUAACGGAUGAUGUAUGAGCAAAUUGAUAAAACUGAGUAAUACUGAAAGAGGCGUUGUUUGAUUUUAUGGGAAACCGCCCAAGGAUAGAUUGAGGGUAGAUUUUUUUUUCCUAACUUUUGUUGCGAAUAUUAGUGUUUCUUACGUUGUUGUCAAAGUAAUAACCAGGAAGAUUGACAAUUUUAACGUCUGCAACCUGUGUGCAAAGGUGAUUUCCAAGUCUUUCUCAUGUGCUGCCAUCGUGUAGAUUUUCGUAUAGCAUUUACCAGUCACGAUAAAAUAUGCUUACCGAGAAA
This is a messenger RNA of Pocillopora meandrina, 1827 nucleotides long. Lineage: Eukaryota; Metazoa; Cnidaria; Anthozoa; Scleractinia; Pocilloporidae. The record is from the annotation of a GenBank genome assembly.